ACAUUGGGGUCAUAUGCUAAACUCUCCCUAUUCCAUUUGCUUUGUUCUUUCGCCACCAAAGCCUUUAUUUUUCUUUUAUUUUUGCGGUCCUCAAUCACACCUUUCACCAUUCCACCUACAAUUUUCUCCCCAGAACCUUCAUCUUUCAGCUCUGCGUUUUUUUGAUCUGUUAAAUGAUGGCAUCAAUGGUACCAAAAGCAAGUACUAGUUCUUGUAAUCCAUUAUCCCCUAUGUCUGUUCAAGAGAAAGGAAGUAGGAAUAAGCGAAAAUUUCGUGCUGAUCCUCCGAUAAGUGACCCUAAUAAGAUUUUACCCUCCGCGUUAAAUGAUGGACCAAAUUAUGAAUUUUCAGCUGAGAAAUUUGAUAUGGGAGCUAGUCAUAGUCAUUCACCUAGUUCUUGCUAUCUUUGUAGCUUAUAUCAAGACCAUUCAGAUAGUUUAAAACUUGACCUUGGAUUGUCUAGUGCUAAUAUUGGGAGUUCGGGUGAGGUGGAUUCUAGUUGUCCAAUUGACGAAACGGAAAAUGAUGUGUUUCAAGAAGUUGAUUGGAGUGAUGUUACUGAACGUCAGCUAGAGGAACUUAUUUUGAGCAAUUUAGACGUUAUUUAUAAGAGUGCAAUUAGGAAGAUUGUUGCAUGUGGAUACACCGAAGAAGUUUCUACCAGGGCUGUUUUGAGGUCUGAUCUUUGUUAUGGGUCUAAGGAUAUUGUAUCGAAUAUUGUGGAUAAUGCUUUGGUAUUUUUGAGGAAUGGACAAGUUUCUAGUUCUUUAGGGGUGCAAUUUUUCGAGGAUCUACAACAGAUGGAGAAGUAUAUAUUGGCAGAAUUGGUACGUGCACUCCAAAAGGUUAAGCCUUUCUUUAGCACUGGAGAUGCAAUGUGGUGUUUGCUAAUAUGUGACAUGAAUUUUUCACGUGCCUGUGCCAUGGAUAGUGACGGCUCUCCAAAUGGUAGUUCCUCGAGGCCUCCUCAGGCCGAGGUCAAAGCGGAGUCUAAAAGUGCUGAAACGAGUCUUCCUAGUCUAUCUAAAGCAGUUUUGACAAUGCCAUGUAACGUAAAUCAGACUGACUCAGUUUCCGGAGUUCCUAGCCUUGCAAAACCGAAAAAUUCUCAUGUUCUGGAUGGUCCAACAAUAGAGAAAGGCGGUUCAGCGUCUUCAACACCAAAUGCUGUAGAUAAGCCUUUCAGUGCAGUAAGUAUAUCACGCUCACUUUCCCUGGACGAAAAGUUUGUGUCAGGCAGGAGAAUGCAUUCUAGCAGUACAAAGAGAGAAUCUACACUUCGACAGAAACCUCUACAUCUGGAGAAAACCUACAGGUCCCAUGGCGGAAAAGGGUUUAGAACUGCGAAGCACAGUGGUUAUAUUUUGGAUAAAAAAAUCAGGUCCGCAUCAGAUUCAGCCGGUCUUAACUUGAAGAGUGCCUCCCUGAAGAUUAGUAAAGCAAUGGCAAUGGGAUUGGAAUUGGCCCAUGAAAAUGAAAGUCUUAGUUUCCCCGCCGCCUGUCCUACCCUUUCUUCCUCUUCUUCUCCAUUUAGGGUAGAUGCUCCAACUACUGUUUCCCAAAUUCCCAAAACUGAUCAUACACCAACAAUUCCAGUUUCCAAAACCAAGCCAUCUGUGUCAGCUGCUGACACUGAACUCUCGCUGUCGCUGUCAACAAAAGGUAAUCCUCCGCAGACAAAUUCUAGCUGUAAUGCUGAAGCUUCUAUUCCUAGCACUGCUGUGAUAACAUUUGAUAAGUCUCUGGCUCGGUGGGUGCCACAAGAUAAAAAAGAUGAGAUGAUUAUAAAGCUGUUGCCAAGGAUUCAGAAGCUAGAACACCAGCUUACGGAAUGGACGGAGUGGGUGAACCAGAAGGUAAUGCAAGCUACACGAAGGCUUAGCGAGGACAUAGCUGAGUUAAAGACUUUGAGACAAGAAAAGGAGGAAGUGGAACAGCUUGAAAAGGAGAAGCAAACAUUAGAGGAGAGCACCGUGAAAAAGCUUUCUGAGAUGGAGAAUGCAUUGGGUAAGGCUGGUGGACAAGUUGACCGAGCCAAUGCUGCUGUUCGGAGACUCGAGAUGGAGAAUGCAGCACUCAGGCAGGAGAUGGUAGCUGCCAAAUUAUGUGCAGCAGAGUCUGCUGCAAGCUGUCAGGAGGUCUCAAUGCGAGAGAAGAAAACUUUGAUGAAGUUUCAGUCAUGGGAAAAACAAAAGAGCUUGUUUCUGGAGGAGCUUGCAGCCGAGAAACGGAAGUUGUCUCAGCUUGAGCAGGAAUUUGAACAAGCUAAAGAUUUUUACAGUCAGCUUGAGGGUCGAAUGAGGCAGGAGGAGAAAUUGAAGGAAGAAUUACUCAAUCAAGCGAACUUGAUAAGAAAAGAAAGAGAACAACUCGAGGCAUCUGCAAAGUCAAAGGAGGACGCCAUAAGACUAAAAGCCGAAGCAAAUUUUCGGAGGUAUAAAGAAGAUAUUAUAAAGCUCGAGAAAGAAAUCUCUCAGUUGAGACUCAAGACCGAUUCAUCAAAGAUAGCAGCUCUGAAGCGAGGCAUAGACGGAGGUUUCGCAAACAGGCUGACAGAUCCCCAAAGUUCCCCCGACGCUAAGGAAUCCUGGGAUUCGAAUAAGUCCAAAACAGCAAACGUGUUUCGGGAUAUCUCGGCUUCCGGAGGCGUAAAACGAGAAAGGGAGUGCGUGAUGUGCCUCUCAGAAGAGAUGUCGGUAGUGUUUCUUCCGUGUGCACAUCAAGUGGUUUGCAAAAUGUGCAAUGACCUUCAUGAGAAACAAGGCAUGAAUGAUUGUCCUUCGUGUAGGAGUCCGAUAGCAAGGCGUAUUUGCGUGCGUUUUGCUCGGGCGUAAGUCGUAACCUUAAGCUUAAUACAACUUCCUGAAUAUACAACUGUCAGAGUGUUGUUGAUUACGGAGACAAAUGUUUUGGAAUAAAUAACAGAGCAAUCUAAACUAUUGAGCUCAAAAGGUUUAUAGAAGUACUCCAUAUUGAUAUAGCUUGCAAUUUGCAUUAUGAAAUGAAAAUUUAAAGGGGUUUAUUUAUGGUUAUA
Amaranthus tricolor (Joseph's coat) is the source of this 3034-nucleotide messenger RNA. RefSeq names its product putative E3 ubiquitin-protein ligase RF298. The coding region runs from base 174 to 2834 and encodes 886 amino acids. The transcript has 3 exons. Lineage: Eukaryota; Viridiplantae; Streptophyta; Magnoliopsida; Caryophyllales; Amaranthaceae. The record is from RefSeq and is a predicted model, not a curated record.